CGUCCCUUUAGGUUACAAUGAAGGCUCUGCUAUGGAUUUUGUUACUAAUGGCGCUUGCCCGGCCUCUACGAUCGCUAGACAUUGCGGAGCUCGGCAAGGCGCUGGAAUCGGCGGCAGGGCUUGCGGUGGCGUCGCAGCGUGUUCUUCUUCAAGAAAUUGGCCAGGCGCUCGCGGAUGGAGGGCGAUGCAAUGCCUUUGGCGGCAGGGAUUCGUGUGUGCAAGUGGACACCGCUGGCACUCCAUUUGCUCGCAUUUGUGACUUGGAAUCCAGCAGUGUGACGGAUUGUGCUUUCAGGUAUGAGGCCUUUGGGGCGGUUUCUAGAAAUCCUCUCGAAGGAAUCGACAAAGAAGGCUAUUCCAGCUGCUCGGAGUGUGCCACAGCUGUACAGGAAUUUUGGUGUGGUCUGGCGCUUCCAUCGUGCGGAACUUUUGAUCAUGUUGUGGAUGAACUUCUUCCUUUUGUAGCUUCUGUCGCAGCCAAAGAUUCGUCCGCUCUUGCAGCACUUCAAGCAUCGGUUCCUAGAGUUUUCAAGGCCGCUGGGCUUGGUUUUCCAUGCAGGAGGAUGUGCGAGGCAAUCACGAACACUUGCAGAUGUGGACGCUCUCAAACGCUUGGAGAGGUCGUGGCAGCGCUAGAAAAAUCCUCAAAACGGGUCGCCUUCAAUAUGACCAUCUCAGCGUCUAGUGCCAAGGAGAUAUUUCGUGGAAUAUGGCACAAGCCAGUGUGCGAGCUUUUCUCGGAAGAAGACACCCCCGGUUUCCAUGGACCGUGCCACCACUCGAUGGACAGCACCAAAUGCGAUUGGUGCCAUGGAAGAUCACAGCCUGCCUCGAUCUUCUACGAGCAAAUUGUCAUUCAGCUCUCGCAAAUGUUUUAUGGAAUGAUGGAGAACGGACUUCAUCCUGUACUCAACAUUGCCGCUGGUCCCAAAGGAAAAGGAGUUCUUCCGGAAAACUGGGCAGAGAGCUUGUCCCAAGGCGCUUCCAAAGCCAGCCAGGCUCGUCACGCAGGUGUGGUGCUGCUCCUGUUACUACUCCUCGUUUUAGCAGUAGGGGCAUUCCUGGCGGCCGUCAAGUCUCACAGGCACAGACAGGUACCGACGCAGUACAUUGAUCUCCACAGUUUGGGCUACACUCCACCGGUGCUCUAGGCUGUGUUGCUGACGAGCUUUGGAGUUUGUAUAGUACUCAGGUUGGAAUCCAAAGCAAGUGUUGGCUAGCCGGAUCGAAAACAGCGCUCACAGCUUAAGCUCAACACAAGGCAUGGUUUGAAGCAUUUGCACGAACUAUCGAUCGUCAUCUACACGAAACAGCACCAUUUCUCCGGCUUGGCUGCAAGAUGGCAAACCUCAACGGUUGCCUCCCACCAUCGUCAUCUUGCCGAAAGUGUCGAAAUCCAAAGAUAUGCCCGUGUUGGGCAUCAAAGUAUUCGCAACCGAAUCUUGAGUAUAUAUUUCAAGCAAUCAAACCUUUGGAAACCAUUUUUUUCCGUUCCA
Molecule: messenger RNA, 1496 nt
Organism: Selaginella moellendorffii
Lineage: Eukaryota; Viridiplantae; Streptophyta; Lycopodiopsida; Selaginellales; Selaginellaceae
Exons: 6
Coding region: 18-1151 (377 amino acids)
Source: RefSeq, a predicted model, not a curated record